AUGGUCCGUUUACAUAGCUCCGUCCUCCGCGGUGCUCUACGAACUUCUCCCACGCGCCCCGUUCCCGUCCCAUUCGCAGCUCGUCCCUCGCCCUCGUCCUCAUGUCUGCCCUCAACGACACGAUAUUUUGCCGCUUCGGCGCGAUAUCGCGCCAAUGAGACACAACAGGCUUCGUUCAAGAGUCAGCUGUAUGAGAGUACGCAGCAGCGGUUGAAGCGCGAGCGGGCGGAGCAGGAGCGGUAUGCGCAGUAUCAGACUCAGUCCUCGGGGAGUCGGUAUGCGGCGAUGAUGUUUGCUAUCAUCUUUUUCUCAACCGGCGCCUACUACCUUGGUUCUCUCAAACCCGCCGCUCUCCCAACCUCCUCCACCACGUCCCUCGCAGACCUCACCCCUCCUCAGCACAAUGUCUCCGAAUCCAAUCUUCAGGCAGCGUGGUCUGAUUUCGUCGAGAUCCUCGGCAAAGAUCAUGUCUCCACAACCCCAGACGACCUCGAAGGUCACGCCGGCUCAGACUGGUCCUCGUAUACUCGCAAGCACGACGAAAAACCAUUCCUGGUCCUCUAUCCCUCCACCACCGAGGAAGUCUCCCGCAUCAUGAAAGUCUGCCAUCAGCGCGUCAUCCCCGUCACACCGUAUUCGGGCGGGACCAGUCUGGAGGGCCACUUUGCGUCCACGCGCGGCGGCGUGUGUAUUGAUUUCAGUCGGAUGAAUCGCAUCCUGGACCUGCAUAAGCGCGAUCUGGACGUUGUGGUGCAGCCCGCGGUGAACUGGGAGGAGCUGAACGAGCAAUUGGCGGUGGAUGGCUUAUUUUUCCCGCCGGACCCGGGUCCCGGAGCGAUGAUCGGCGGAAUGGUGGGUACGGGCUGCUCGGGGACGAAUGCGUAUCGCUACGGAACGAUGCGCGAGUGGGUGCUCUCGUUGACGGUCGUCUUGGCCGACGGCACCGUGAUCAAGACCCGUCAGCGUCCGCGCAAGUCCAGUGCCGGAUAUGACUUGACCAAGCUCUUUAUCGGCAGCGAGGGAACCCUCGGCCUAGUCACCGAGGCCACUCUGAAAUUGACCGUCAAGCCGGCGAGUCAGAACGUGGCCGUGGCCAGUUUCCCCAGCAUCCAGCAUGCAGCCGAAUGUGUGACGCAUGUCGUGGAAGCAGGGAUCCCCGUCGCCGGUGUCGAAAUCCUCGACGACGUCCAGAUGAAGUGCAUCAACGAGAGCGGUUCAACCACCCGUGCCUGGAAGGAGGCACCCACGUUAUUCUUCCGUUUCGCGGGGACCCCCGCCGCGGUCAAGGAACAGAUCUCCAUGGUACAGAAGAUUGCCUCCAAGACGUCGGGCAAAUCCUUUGAGUUUGCCCGCGGCGAGAGUGAGAUGGCCGAGCUGUGGAGCGCUCGCAAGGCCGCUCUGUGGAGUGUGAUGGCCAUGCGCCGCAAUUCAGAUGACCAUGUCUGGACUACGGAUGUGGCCGUCCCCAUGAGCAAGUUGCCGGAUAUCAUCGAUGCUACCAAGGCGGAUAUGACGCGCAGCGGGCUGUUGGCGGGUAUCUGUGGCCAUGUGGGUGAUGGUAAUUUCCACGCCAUCAUCCUCUUUAGCGAGAAAGAAAAAGAGAUUGCCGAGGGUGUCGUCCACCGUAUGGUCAAGCGUGCCGUGGAGAUGGAAGGUACCGUGACAGGCGAGCACGGCGUCGGUCUAGUCAAGCGAGACUAUUUGAGUCACGAGUUGGGCGAGUCCACCGUGGACGCUAUGCGACGGUUGAAAAUGGCAUUUGAUCCUCUACGCCUGCUCAACUGCGACAAGGUCGUGCGGACGGAGCAACCCGCGCCAGGCGAGGUCAAGGAAUGGUAG
This is a messenger RNA of Penicillium diatomitis, 1839 nucleotides long. Its product is annotated as FAD-binding oxidoreductase. Lineage: Eukaryota; Fungi; Ascomycota; Eurotiomycetes; Eurotiales; Aspergillaceae. Gene Ontology annotation, biological process: lactate catabolic process. The transcript has 4 exons. Gene Ontology annotation, cellular component: mitochondrion. The record is from RefSeq and is a predicted model, not a curated record. The coding region runs from base 1 to 1839 and encodes 612 amino acids. Gene Ontology annotation, molecular function: D-lactate dehydrogenase (cytochrome) activity; FAD binding; D-lactate dehydrogenase (NAD+) activity.